CUUCACCCCACAUUACUUCCGAAAUACCAUGCACAAAGAUGCUGAAAUCGACACAUAAGGCGGCUGCGCCUCCUCCCUUGCCCGAAGGCUGGACAGAACACCAAGCUCCAACUGGGCAUUCCUAUUACUACAAUACAGCGACGAAGCAAUCAACAUACACGAGACCAGUACCACCCCCCACGCCAGUUGCAGCCCCUCCUCCUACAACCCCAUUCCAGAGUUUUCAGCAAUACCAAAGUGUUGGAAGUUUACCAAGUGCUGGACCGACUUUCAACAAUGAUGGGUCGCAAGAACAAUUCCAACGUGGACGCGGUGGAUUUCAAGGCCGGGGAGGCAGAGGUGGGCAUGAUCGACCUAGAGACUCGAGACCACAGCCGACAGACAAGCCCAUAUCAAAUUUGCCGAUUCCUGGAUGUGAGCCGUGGGUUCUGGUGCACACUAAGCUGGGGAGACGAUUUGUCUAUAAUACUGAGAAAGACCAAAGUUUCUGGCGCAUACCAGACAAGUUGAAGGAUGGAAUAUUGGCUUUGGAUCAACAGAGGAUAAAAGAGAAAGCUGAAGCUUUGUCAAAAGCUAAGGAGCCCGUGGAUUCAGGCGAGGCUCCAGGUGCUGCUCAACGGCCAGGCCAGGUCUCGGAGGAAGCACCAAAAGAUAGGGAUGCAGUAGAUGAUAGCUCCGAAUACGAAGAGGUCGAGGUUACCGAUAAUGAAGAGGAUGAGGAAAAUCCUUCGAAACGGCAACGAACAGAGGAGCCUGGGCAGGAAGACCCCAUUGAGUUCAACGAAGAUGAUAUUGCAUUUCAACUGGCAGCGAUGGGUCAAGAAUAUGGUCUGGACCCUGGAGAAUAUGGCGACGAAAAUAUGGAAGAAUGGGAGGAGGGUGCAGAAGGAUUGGAAAUGACUGCGGAGGACUCCGCGGCACUCUUCAAGGAUUUAUUGAACGACUUUGGAGUCAACCCAUACAGCCCAUGGGAGAAGCUUGUCGAAGAAGGAAAGCUGGUUGAUGAUCUGCGAUAUACAGCCCUUGCGACCAUGAAAGCAAGGAAGGAGACCUGGGAAGAAUGGUCCCGAGAGAAGAUCAAGAUUUUGAAGGAACAGCGUGCGAAGGAAGAGAAGAAGGACCCUAGGAUUCCAUUCCUCGCCUUCCUCCAGAAGCAUGCUACGCCCAAAUUAUACUGGCCAGAGUUCAAGCGGAAGUACAAGAAGGAACCGGAAAUGCGGGAUUCUGCCAUGGCUGACAAAGAUCGGGAGAAGUUCUAUCGAGAUCACAUCAAUCGUCUCAAGCUUCCUCAAUCUACCCUGAAGUCCGACCUGUCAACUCUCCUGAAGGCACAACCACUUUACAUGCUUAACAAUGCAACUCUACCUUCGCAUCUCCCUCCGCCCGUUUUAGCAGAUAUCCGGUAUAUCUCUCUUGACCCUUCAACACGAGAUCCCCUAGUCGAGGGCUACAUAUCGACUUUGGAUCCACCUCCAGAGUCCGCAGCUGAAGAAGAAAGCGAGAAAGCCAUUAAAGAGCGCAAAGACCGCGAACGAAGACAGAAGGCAUUGGAAGGCCGUGAAAAGCAUGUGGCUGACGAGAAGAGACGACAGAAGCGAAGCCUAGAAUUUGGAAAGGGAAAACUGAGGGAGGAAGAAGCGGAAAUUGCGAGAGCAAUGAACAUUACAAAGAAAGGGCUGAAGGAUCAUUUGAUGGAGCUUGACGAUGCUGACAAGCCUUCGUAGCAAUACCGGAUAUGGUCUCCCUAUAAUCUUUCCCUGCUGCUGUGGCAAGUAUAGUGCAUGCAGCAUGUGUACUUUUAAUGCACUCUCCUUGUGGGUGAAUGGUCAUCUGACAAGUGUCUUUGAACAGCCCCCCCCCCCCCC
Molecule: messenger RNA, 1865 nt
Organism: Hyaloscypha bicolor E
Lineage: Eukaryota; Fungi; Ascomycota; Leotiomycetes; Helotiales; Hyaloscyphaceae
Exons: 1
Coding region: 39-1724 (561 amino acids)
Cellular component (GO): nucleus
Molecular function (GO): transcription coregulator activity; RNA polymerase binding
Source: RefSeq, a predicted model, not a curated record